AUGGAUAAUAUAAAUAAAUAUGAUAACAAAUGUUCAAUACAUAAAGAGUAUGAUAUUAAAUUGAUUUGUUCAACCUGUAAGGUAACAGUAGUAUGUAAUGAUUGUAUUGUUUCAGGUCAUAUUGGUCAUAAAUUUGAUCAUAUAGAUGUAGAGAAUUCAAAAGCAAUCUUUGAAGAAUUCAAAAAUAAUCACCUUCAAAAUUUAAAUAACCAAAUCGGUAUCAAUAAUGAGCUAUUGAAAGAAUCAAAUAAUUUAUUUAAAUCAUUAGAAGAUAAACACACUGAAAAUGUAAAUACAAUCACAGAAGAAUUUAAAGAACUCUCCAAAUUAUUACAAAUCAUUGAAAUUGAUAAAAUCAAACAAUUAGUAACAAUCUAUGAUGAAAAUAAAGAUACCAAUACAAAUAUUUCAACCACUAUACAUGAUAAUUUAAAUAUUAUUAAUUUAAUUACAAAUAAAUAUAAAAAUACAAUAAAUCAAAUAAAUAUUGAUGAAAUCAUUAAUAAUAAUAAAAACAAUAAUAAUAAUAGUUAUCAACAUAUUGAAAUGUUAAAACAUUGUCACCAAUCACAACUAUUAAUAAAAGAUAAUCAAAAUGUUAAUAAAAUCAAAGAAUUAAUGAAUCAAUAUAAAAAUGUAAAUAUUGUAAAUAGUGAACAAGUUAAAAAUUCAAUUAAAGAAAUAUUUGAAAUUAGAGAUUCCCCCUCUAUUACAAAUGUAAAGGAUCCAAAAAGAGUUACUGUUUUAGGAUAUGAAUAUUUUUUUUAUAAAAAUGAUUCUGUCAUUCCAAAAGGUACUAUUCGUGUAGCGAUUGCACCAAGUGUUAAAACAAUUGAAAUAGGUUCAAUUCCAACAUCGGUUCAAUUUUUACUAUUACUUGAUGGAUUCAAUAUUCAACUAACAAAAGGUAUGCUACCAGAAUCAAUUACAUAUCUGCUCGUUGGUGCAAUUAAAAAACCAUUAUUAAAAGGUUCAAUACCAAAUUGUGUUUCCAAUUGGUUUUUAUUAGAUGGAUUUAAUCAAGAAAAAAGUGAAAUACCACAAUCAGUUAAUUUAUACCUUUUUGAUACUCCUUUAACAAAUUUCCCAUUUGAAACUUUUGUUUACAGAACUCCAAAAUAUAAACAACAACUCACUCAUCCAAAGGUGAAAAAUUGUGAUGUUACCAUGUUAGGUUGGGAACCAAAAAUUGAACUUUAA
This is a messenger RNA of Dictyostelium discoideum AX4, 1200 nucleotides long. RefSeq lists its product as hypothetical. The transcript has 3 exons. The record is from RefSeq and is a predicted model, not a curated record. Bases 1 to 1200 code for a protein of 399 amino acids. Lineage: Eukaryota; Evosea; Eumycetozoa; Dictyosteliales; Dictyosteliaceae. Gene Ontology annotation, molecular function: zinc ion binding.